Messenger RNA from Monosiga brevicollis MX1, 1692 nucleotides. RefSeq lists its product as uncharacterized. NCBI's taxonomy places the organism in Eukaryota, Choanoflagellata, Craspedida, Salpingoecidae. The record is from RefSeq and is a predicted model, not a curated record. The transcript has a single exon. Bases 1 to 1692 code for a protein of 563 amino acids.
AUGGCGUCGACCUCUGUCAGCCCCCAGGAACCCGAUGCUAUCAAUUCGACGAGUGCCGUGAGCCCAGAGCGAUCAAACGCGGCAAUAGCACGCCCAGCCCCACUAUGCCCGGGGUGUCACCGGGUGAUGCACCGCGCCUUUUGCGCUGCCUGUCUCAGUGGGGGCGAGGUCACGCGCUCCGCAUCCGCCCUGCCAGGCCUCCUGCAUGACCACAUCCAUGCCCUGUUGGCCGAAGAGCCCGUGGGCCCAGCUUCAGGUGAUCCACAUGCACAGCAUGGCCCCCUUGAAGAUGUCGACGCCCCACCCCUGCACGCCUCCCUCGUCGCCCGGGCACAGGCGCCCGUGCAACAAAUUAUGGCCCAGCUCCACGAGCCCCUCGGCAGCAAGGUGGCUCGCUUGCAUGCAGCUCGCAGCGCCGCGCAGCACGCACGCGACCAGUUGGCAACUUUGGAUGGGGAACAAACCACGCGUCUACGACUACUACACACGCUUCAGAUGCGCCACGCGGCCCGUCGACGACUUGUUCAACAGCUACAGCAGCGCCGCAAGGCUCAGGUGGCGCUCAUCAAGGCCCUCACCCUUGCCAGCAAUCGGGAGCAUCUUGUGCGCCGGCAUUGCGCCAACUUGGCACAAAAGCAGGCCAGGGCCCAGCAACAGCUACUUGGCGCGCGCACCGAGUUGGAUCGAACGCAUCUGGCCUGGCUCCGCCGCUUACAAGCACACAUCGAUGCCUUGGGUCAGGCGCCAGAACAUGUGCCCCUCCUGCAACCCCCACCCAUGCCAUCUCCACCGCCAGAGCCACACACAGGACCAGUGGAACGGGCAUCGACCACCGUGACGGCGCCGGACGCAUCGGUUUCCCCGCAGCCAGAUCCGCCGGCGACGUGCCGCGCAACGGCCCAGGAGACCUCACUCGAACCAGACCUGGAUCAUUCGCGAGUACUACAGUCACAGCACCUCGCAGUUACAGAGCUGAAUCGUCGCAUGCAGCAAGCUCAGCACCUGCGACUGGCCGAAAUCCAACCGUGCACACAUUCGGUAACUCGUCUGCCCCAGGGGUACCUCAGCAGCUCGUCGGGUGGGGAGGCUUCGCACGGCUCACGCGCUGGCGCACAACUUCAAGUCAUGUGUUUGUCCUGCGUGCGCGUGCGCCUCCAAACCGUCCGGCAACUGCGCGUGCUAGCGCUCAAGGAGUUGUUCUUGGUUCGGCAUGAAACCAUUGCUGGGCUGCCGCUGCCAGCUGACGACGACGUGUUGGCGGCGCUGACACGCGACGCCGCGGCUGUGCUCAGCGCCCUUCAUGCGCUUGCCGCCUUUUGUCGAGCGCUCUGUCAGGCAUUGAAUUUGUCAGCGGCCUGCGACGUGCUGUCGGCAUCGGCACUGGAACAGCUGGCCGAGAGCGCCGCCAAUGCGCCGUGGGUCAAAGUGUCACCGGCACGCGUGACGACCACCUAUACGCAGCUCAAGCAUGCCCUGGCCACUGUGUUCUUACAGGAUGGUGCGACUUUGCAGCUCAUCACAACGCACGGGAGCCGCCAAUCCAUCAUCAAGUCGCCGCUCGAGCUCAUCCACCAGUGCACUCACCCUUCGACCAAUCUCAACCUGGGGGCCGGCUUGGCCGCAGGCGUCUCGUUGGUCGACGUCAUUCCCUCUCGCUGGCUCGGACUGGACGACUUUGCUCUCGAAGAUUAG